Messenger RNA from Boeremia exigua, 997 nucleotides. RefSeq names its product heterokaryon incompatibility protein-domain-containing protein. NCBI's taxonomy places the organism in Eukaryota, Fungi, Ascomycota, Dothideomycetes, Pleosporales, Didymellaceae. The record is from RefSeq and is a predicted model, not a curated record. Bases 149 to 838 code for a protein of 229 amino acids. The transcript is spliced from 2 exons.
CCUGGAGAUCCCGUAUGGGAGUCUCGCGAACAAAACGCGUCCAGAGCUAUCCAAGCAACGCCUUGCCACUGAUUGAGCGAUCGAGCUGGCCCGCGCGCUUGUGCCUCUGGAGAAAGCAUGAUGCCACCUGCAAGCAGAACAAUACAAGAUGCGACUUGUGAAGAUCAGCAAUGGGGAGCGACUCAGCUUGACUGAGGAUUUGAUGGGCGACGAUGACGACAUCCCUCUUUAUGCCAUACUGUCGCAUACGUGGACGAAGGAUCAGGAGGUGACUUUCGAUGACCUCAAGAACGGCACCAGUAGCGACAAGGAAGGGCUAAAGAAGAUACAAUUCUGCGCAAAACGAGCUAUGCGUGAUGGCCUCUCACAUUUCUGGGUAGAUACAUGUUGCAUCGACAAGAACAACCCAGUAGAGCUUCAGUACGCAAUAAAUUCGAUGUUCAGCUGGUACCGGGAUGCAGCAAAAUGCUACGUUUAUCUUUCGGACGUUUCGACAACGAAGCGUAAAAAGAGCACCGAUCCCUCACCAUUCACUUGGGAGCCUUCCUUUCGACACAGUCUGUGGUUCACUCGGGGCUGGACUCUGCAAGAGCUUCUCGCACCUGAGAGUGUCAAAUUCUUUUCAAAAGAAGGAUACUAUCUAGGUGACCGUCUUGAGCACAAGAAGAUGAUCCACGAGAUCACAGGGAUCCCGGUCACCGCAUUGUCAGGCAGAUCGUUGCAUAAGUUCGGUGUUGAAGAACGUCUCUCAUGGUCGGACAAGCGCAAAACUACCUGGCCAGAGGAUAAAGCAUAUUCAAUGCUAGGAAUUUUCGGUGCCUUCAUGCCAUUGCUGUAGGAUGAAACACAGCAAAAUGCCUUUCGCCGCCUGCGCAAAUGCAUUGAUGAAUUGCGUCGUGAUCAGACUCAAAUGGCCAGCACCGACACAAAGAUCGAAGUCACACCACAAAUGCUUAAUUGUCUCAAGUCCUUGUCGUUCCCGGAACAGGACCAAAGG